This is a messenger RNA of Impatiens glandulifera, 1630 nucleotides long. Its product is annotated as GDP-fucose transporter 1-like. The record is from RefSeq and is a predicted model, not a curated record. NCBI's taxonomy places the organism in Eukaryota, Viridiplantae, Streptophyta, Magnoliopsida, Ericales, Balsaminaceae. Gene Ontology annotation, molecular function: GDP-fucose transmembrane transporter activity; antiporter activity. The coding region runs from base 356 to 1417 and encodes 353 amino acids. The transcript has a single exon. Gene Ontology annotation, cellular component: Golgi apparatus.
AUUUCAAAGCGUGUAAAUUUUGUAAGAGAUCUGAAUCUACAAAAGCUCUCUUCUUUCUCUCAUAUCACAUAAACCCUAUCAAAAGAUCUUAAGAUCUCCUCUCUACAGAUUUCAUAAUCCAUUCACAUUAAUGGAUUUUCCAGUUAGGUGACUUCUACCCAUCAAUCUUUGCAUUAUUCAUUUGGUAGGGUUUCUUAUCUUCAAGACGCAGUUAGAUCGGUCAAGAAAAACCCAGAUAUAUGUCGGUGAUCAGGUCAUUUACUAUAGUUACAGUCUCAAUUCAUUAUCUUGUAAUGUGGGUUAAUCAAGUCUCAGUUUGAGAUUCAUUAAUAUCUUCAAUCGAUUUGUAUACAAUAUGGCUUCGAUUCGAUUGAACUCAUCGAAACAGUAUUAUGCGACGAGCAGUCUUGUUUUAGGUUAUGCUCUCUGUUCUAGCUUACUUGCUGUGAUAAACAAGUACGCUAUUACUAAAUUCAAUUACCCUGGUCUCCUUACUGCUUUACAGUAUCUUACAUCAGCUUUAGGUGUAUGGGUUUUCGGCCGUUUAGGGUUUUUGCAUCAUGAUGCAUUCUCACUUGAAACUGCUAAGAAAUUCCUCCCUGCUGCAACUGUUUUCUACUUGGCAAUCUUCACAAACACGAAUCUUCUUCGUCAUGCAAAUGUGGAUACUUUCAUCGUUUUUCGAUCAUUGACUCCCCUUUUGGUUGCUAUCGCUGAUACAAUGUUUAGAAAACAACCAUGUCCUUCCAAGCUUACGUUUUUGUCACUUGUAGUCAUUUUGAGUGGUGCAGUUGGAUAUGUUGCUACUGAUUCGGCUUUUACCUUGACUGCUUAUUCAUGGGCAUUGGCUUAUUUGAUUACCAUUACUACUGAGAUGGUUUACAUCAAACAUAUGGUUACUAAUCUUGGUUUGAAUACUUGGGGUUUCGUUCUGUACAACAAUCUGCUUUCCCUCAUGAUAGCUCCGUUCUUUUCGAUUAUCACUGGCGAAUACUCAGAUGUGUUCAAAGCUUUGUCUUCUUCGAGCGAUGGAAAUUGGUUUGAUAUGAGUGCGUUUAUUGCAGUUUCGCUAUCUUGUGUGUUUGGAUUGCUUAUAAGUUUCUUUGGAUUUGCUGCCAGGAAAGCGAUUACUGCCACUGCGUUUACAGUUACUGGGGUUGUGAAUAAAUUUCUUACGGUUGUGAUUAAUGUGAUGAUUUGGGAUAAGCAUGCGACUCCGUUUGGAUUGGUUUGUCUUCUUUUAACGAUUGCAGGUGGAGUUCUUUAUCAGCAGUCUGUUACUAGUUCUAGCAAUGGUACUCCCAAACAGGGUGAUCCUGCAGCAUCGAAGCUGAUGGGUAAUGAAAAGGUGAGCGAUAGUAAUGAAGAUGACACAGAUGAAGAAAAUGAUGGAUCUGGUAAAGGUUAUGGAGUAUGAUUAGUAGAGAUUGAGUUUUGAAUAAUAAUGUUACUUGGAUGCAUUAUUAUAUAUAGAUAGUAAGAAGUACUCGAUUUAGAACUCUUUUAAACCAUUCCUUCAAGAUUAUUUUCGAAGUUUAAUGACACAUAUGGUUCACGAUUUAUAUGCAUCUUCUAUGAGAUAUGUCUAUUGUAUUCCUAAUAGUUGUAAUGAUAUUUGCCUUUUGCCAUG